AUGCAUAAACUUUCACUGGGAUCCCUUGGACCAUCUUAUGGUCGACAGGACCAUUCCAAUGCAGUUGGUAUGAAUCAGCUGCAAAAUGUCAUACCAGAGUCCCCAAAUUUUGCUAAAUGGAGACGCUAUAUGGAUGGUCACAAGACACAGAAGGAACGAAACGAUGUUCUGCGACUGAAGAAAAGGAGGAUGCUGAUAUGUGAUCUCAUCCUGCAUAAAGUCUUAGGCUCUCAUGCCCUUCUCAAUGCCUGGUCUGAUGUUGAUUUUGGGCCUAACAAGAACAACAUCCUGGAUGCAACUUCAACUGAUCCCAUGCACACAAUUGAAGAGGGUCUUAUCCCAAUGAUAUUGGAAGUCUUCUUUGGUCUUAUGUCCCCUGCAGCCUUGAAAGAAAUUGAUGAUUAUGUUGAGUCCCUGUUUGGUCCAGGUCGGAACCAAACCAGGGAGAAGGAGAAUUACCCCAGGGUUACCUUCCGACAUGGAUACACAAAGCUCACAAAUUUGAGUUCAUCUGAAAGACUUGGUCAGCUUUUUUUGCUUUCCAUCAUCCUCCAAAGCAAGAAGGGACAGGAUUUGCUAUUGCAUCGAUUCAGAGCAUCAUUUGAUUCAGAACGUGAAGAACGUCAGUCACGUUCAAGGAAGAGAACCAAGUCCAGCCCUGGUUCCAAUAAUUUAACACCAACAACACCAGCAUCCACAGCCAUAGAUAAUGAUAAUGAGCCUGAAUUGGGGAGAGGUACUGAUGAUGAUGAUGAUGGGGAGGAGGCCAAUGUGUACCACCUAGAGGAAGACACAUGCAAUUAUCCAGACGAGGAAGUUACAUUGGUGAAACUAGAUUGGCCUGAGGUGAAGGAUUAUUUGGAUGUUAUUGGACUUCAAUAUGUGCACAAGGACCUGGAACCACAACUGCCUCAGCAUCAUAAACAGUGA
Cylindrotheca closterium is the source of this 930-nucleotide messenger RNA. Lineage: Eukaryota; Bacillariophyta; Bacillariophyceae; Bacillariales; Bacillariaceae. The record is from the annotation of a GenBank genome assembly.